Molecule: messenger RNA, 5031 nt
Organism: Cladocopium goreaui
Lineage: Eukaryota; Dinophyceae; Suessiales; Symbiodiniaceae
Source: the annotation of a GenBank genome assembly
AUGUUGGAACGUGGCUUGUUGACCCGGAUCUUGUACCCCGCACCCGAAGCGACCUAUACCGUGGACAGCUUCAAAGGCGAAUUGAUCUGGAUUCCCAAGAAGAGCUCCUUGGAUGGUGACGCGCCCCUGCUGGGAGUGGAUUGUGUGCCAUGUCUGCUGCUGAAAUAUCCUUACAGUCGCUUUCUCUUGCUCUUCUUUCACAGCAACGCGGAGGACCUUGGCCGCAGCUACAGUUUCUGCUGCCAGCUGCGGGAUCGCUUUCAGGUGCAUGUCCUGGCCGUGGAAUAUCCCGGCUACGGGGUCUGCCCGGGGGUGGCCACAGGGCCCAGCGUCAUGGAGAACGCCUUCAGUGCCUUGCACUUCGCCACGCAGAGCCUCUGCUGGCCGGUGGACAGCAUCUUGAUCUGCGGCAGAUCCAUAGGGACGGGCCCGGCCAUCAAACUCACCAGCCUCUUCCGCUUCGCUGGGGUUAUCCUGGUCACGCCCUUCAUGUCCAUUGGGGAGCUCUUUAAGGAUCGCGUGGGACCGUUCUCGAAGCUGGUGGAGGAAUGGUAUCCCAACAGCGAGCUGAUCCGAAAGGUGCGCUGUCCGGUGCUGUUGAUCCACGGCAAGGCGGAUGAUAUGAUCAGCUACCGCCACGCCGAGCAGCUCUUCGAGCUGAUCGCCACGCGGAAAUUGUUGGUCUCGCCUCCCAGCAUGAUGCACAACACCAACCUCAUGAAUGACAUGAAUUACCUGGUGAUGCCGGCCACCCAUUUCUUCUCCUUGCCCGACUACAUUUUCCAGGACCUGAGGGUCCCUGCCUGGGCCUUCACCCUGCGCCCGCGCACCGCCACGCCCACGGCGCCGGCGCCGUGGCCGGGACAACCCGGGCAGCGGCCGAGGGAAGCGGGUGACUUGGUGCGAAAGGCGAAAGGGGUGAAGAACGAUGCCUGCAAGGGUGAACUUCACCUCUUAACUCAUCAAUGGGACUGGGAAUCGCGCAGUGGGAGUAACUGCCCCUGGCGCACCGAAGAGAACUAUUUCGAUGCCCUCGUGGCUUUCGUUGACUGGGACAAGGACGGCAGGGUAGAUGUGCUGCAGCUCCGAACUCCGUGGCAGGAGAACUCUACGAAGCUUGGAAAGAAAAUCGCUAGGAACGAGAUCGUCUUGUUCAAGCAACUCGAAGAGCUAUCGCCUGACGGAAGGCCCAGCUUCUCGCAAAUCAGCUUACUGAAUUGGACUGGCCAAGUUUCCAACUUUGCUGCGGUGGACUGGAACAAUGAUGGUUCCCUUGACUUGCUGAUCUGUUCUGAGCAUGUCAUUCUCAUGAUGAAUGGGCAGGACAGCUUUGGCUACAGCCACGAGAUCGUGGGGAAUCUGUCAUCAUGCAGAUUCCUGAAGGCCCUGGACUUUGAUUCGGAUGGGGAUGUGGACCUGAUUGUUGACAACCGCUACUUUGAGAGGAUAGAAAGCGGAGAGAAGUCCAAAGUUGAGGAGAGAACAGGUGUAAAGAACCCACUGCACAUUUUGGAGAGUCAUCACCUUUGGGCAGUGGAAGAUUGGGACGGUGAUGGCGAUUCAGACCUUUUGGUGGCCCGCUCCGAUGAUGCUGGCUUGUUCUUGAUUGAACAACUCUCAGAUGGUAGUUUUCGAGAACAAGUGGAGAAUCCCUUCCGCGGUCUCUUUUCGAUGCAGAACAGGUACACAGGCCCUGGCAGAAACUACCUGGCCGAUUUGGACGGUGAUGGCUUAGUGAACCUCUGGCAGAUGGGGUCAUGGGAUGACUGCCGCAUGCUGGUGGAACACCGCAUCUCAGCGAAUCCGACCAAUCCUUUUUUGGAUCUGGAUCUUCUGGGAGAUGAAGUGCAUUGGGUUGAUUGGAAUCAGGAUGGCCUCAAGGACUUGCUUCUAUCCCGUGCUCAAUGCAAUGGUGUCCAGGCUGAGGAGCUGCUGUGGGACGAACCUCGAAAAUGCUAUACCCACGCCAAGGAUGGACCGGCAGUUCGCUAUUUUCAGGGCCAAGAAGAUGGCAGCUUAAGGCAAAACCUGAGUGCUUUUGAGGACGUUGAUGCAGGAGAGAAUUGCCGAAUCAGCGUCGCGGAUUGGAACGGAGACGGACGGCUGGACUUGAUUGUGAUUUCUUGGGUCAACAUGAGCUUCUAUGAGAAUCAAGGUGGAAAGGCUGUGCUCUCUCAUGAUUUUGCCCUAUCUCAAAUCGAUGGCUUGGCAGUGAGAAUGCCCUGUGCCGUUGACUAUCUGCACGAGAGCGUGGUGGGUGUCCCCUCUCAACCCAUUGCAGUCGACUGGGAUGAUGAUGGGUUGACAGAUCUGAUCCUGGCGCCCGAGGGGCGCUUCUUUCGCAGACAUGGAACCGGCGAAACCGAGAAGGAGACGUCGUUGAUCGAGGUGCCAGCUGAAGAAAAUCCCUUCACUGCUCUUCCCACGAGCGCAGCGUCUGAUCUUCAGUGGCGGUUGAUGGACUGCGACGGGGAUGGAGACCUCGACCUCAUCCGCCUCAAUAAAAGCAUGCAGAUCAAUGCCUGCGAGCGAGAAGGAGACGCCUUAAAAUGUAGCAGCAACUUUGAGUGCCUCGAAUGGGCCUCCGAAUAUGAGAAAAGUGGACCGAGAAUCUAUUCCUUCGAUCUGUGGAGAGAGGGCAACAUCCUGAGUUUCCUGGGCACCCCGAUCACCGAGACUCGGCGGCCGCGGUUUUGGAGCCAAGGCUUUUGCUUGCCUUCACGACAGUGCAGCGGGCAUGGGCAAUGCUGGAACCUCCGUGGAGUUUGCGACUGCGUGGGUGGACAUCACUUGGAUGAUUGCUCUGGAUGCCGCCCAGGCUUUGCUUCGGCGGAAGGACAAUGCCAGGCCUGUGCUACAGACCAACGUGGAGUCACAUGCUCUGGACGUGGUAUUUGCCGUGAUGACCUCUUGGCCCAGCACCAGUCGAAUGUUUCCAACUCAACUCGACCAUUGAUGAGAGGAGAUGGCUCCUGCCUUUGUAAUGAAGACACCUUCGGCGGUGUGGAUGCUGUGGGGAAGGUGAACUGUGAGUCUGGAAGAUGUUCCGACGGCUUUGAAGAGGUUGUGACAAUGGAAGUGGCUUUGGGCCACUGCCAGCCAUGCUCAGCAGGCUCUUCCUCAGUACACGGGGCACGUUGUUCUCCAUGCUUGCCCGGCACCAUGGCUGGCCCCGGUAGUUCCAGCUGUGAACGCUGCGCCGCUGGCCACUUCUCUGCCACCGUGGGAAACAGCCAAUGCGAUCGUUGUCAUGCUGGAAGCUAUGCAGCAGCUGGUAGCCAUGAGUGCGGCCGCUGUGCGCCUGGGACCUAUUCGGACAUGGGCGCCGCUGAGUGCACAGCAUGUCAAGAGGGCUGGGUCGCAGAAGAUUGGGGAAACCCAACUUGUAAACAAUGUGUGGCUGGUACCUAUGCUCAUGAAGGGAAGGUUUGCCGCCAGUGUCCGAGCAAUAUGAUCUCAACCGCAGGUCGUAGCGAGUGUGAACCAUGUGUUGCUUCCUUUUUGCUGGCGUAUGCAGACGCCAAGAGGGUGACCUGCCAUGCCAGCAUGACGAACCUUUUCUUCGGGGUGAUGAUGGCUUUGUGCCUCAUUGCAGCAUUGACUCUCACUGGAUGGCUGUGCUUUUACCAAUUGCACAUUGAAGACCUUAGCUUGCAGGGCGAUGCUCUUGUGGUAACCACCAGCCGGCCACAUGGCCUGUUGCGGACGCAGGGCGCCCAGGGCGCCUGGGUCACCCUGCGAGACACCCGCAGCGGGCCUCUGGAGGAUCUCCAGAUACGGAGGCCUUACAGAGCUCGGGCACUCUCAGGAAGCGACUUGCAGUUGAUCCAUGCUGAAACUGUGGGACCAUGGGACACCACCAUCGGAUCGUUGCGCAUUCAUUUUCCUUCAGCGUUACUCCGUGCGGGGUUCCUUCGGAUCCCUUCCAUCCUUUGGUUAAUCUUUCUGCUGACCCCUGUGGUUGUCUUGGGCCAUCAACUCCUUCCGCGGAUGCUGCUGCUGGCCGUGGGCUUGGCUGUGCUCAGCAGCUUUGCUCUAUGGCUUGGCUUUUAUUGGAUCAGCAGCAGGACUCUUCUGGCCCGAAAGCAUAAGCGCUUCAAAGAGCAAAUGGAAGAGCUGCAGAAGACACGUCCGCUGAAAAGGUGCCCCAGAGGACCUGAACGAGCCAUCACCAUUGGACAAGUUGGAUGGCUCUAUGAGUUCUUCCAGGCCUUCAUCAAAGAUCGCAGCAUGUAUUACAUCUGCUCCAACUUGAUCAUUCCACUCACAGAGGAUUGCAAAGUCUCUUAUGCAGAGCUUGUAGGUCCCAACAAGGUGAAUUGGUUCGUGAGCCACUACUGGGGCACUCCUUUCCAGGAGUUUGUCGCUGCUGUCCGAAAUCAUGCGAAGUCCGAUGGAGCAGUGGAGUGGCAUAGCACUGCCUAUUGGAUUUGCACCUUCAGCAACAAUCAAUGGGAGGUGGAAGCUGAACUUGGACGUGGUGACUAUCGGCAAUCUUCCUUCUAUAAGUCGCUGCGCAGUGAAACCUGUGAGGGGACAGUCAUGGUCCUGGAUGAACAGGCACUUCCAUUGCGGAGGGCAUGGUGUUUGUUUGAGCUUCUUCAAACCAAACUCAUUGCGAGUGAGCGUGCGAGGGAAAGCUUCCAAGGUCUUCUUCUUUGUACCUCCAGUGGAGUCCUUCGGAGCGGUCAAGGUGGCAUUGAAAUCGCCAUGAAGGUGGCCACGUGUUUAGCCAGCCUGGAUUUAAGGGAUGCAACAGCGACUGACCCGAAGGACCAGGCGAUGAUCCAAAGUUUGGUGGAGCAAAUGCCUGGUGGUUUUCAUGCCACCAACGGCUUCGUCAGGAAAUCCAUCCGGGAUUGCUUAAUCGUUGCCCACCAGAACUUUGAAGUGGAUUUCGGUAAGUUGCUCAGGAUCUUGAAUGACAGCCUGCCAGAAGAAGAUGCCCUUCCAACCCUACUGUCAUCGACCAAAUCAGCAGCAAGCUCGCGAGAAAAAUCGACUAGCUUGAGCUGCUUCCCUGCUUUGUAG